Molecule: messenger RNA, 1578 nt
Organism: Suillus subaureus
Lineage: Eukaryota; Fungi; Basidiomycota; Agaricomycetes; Boletales; Suillaceae
Product: WD40-repeat-containing domain protein
Exons: 5
Coding region: 271-1392 (373 amino acids)
Molecular function (GO): protein binding
Source: RefSeq, a predicted model, not a curated record
ACAUACCUAACCAUUCGCCUUCCAACCACCAUUUCUUUGAAGUGGGGAAGGGACAUCGUAUCUUCACCCUUCGCCAAAAUAAGGCUGCUAGUGACGAGAGACUAACCUGGGAUUUGUAUCUCAAAGCCAUCCUGUCGGUCGAGAUCAAAGACCUAUUAUAGGCUUGUCAACUCACCCACAAUCUUUCUCCUCGCAAGAAAUCUAGCUCAAGUUCAAAAGUUGCUCUCGCAGCACAUACACACUUCGUGAUCUGAAUUAGUCAAGAGCAGAAUGAACAAUCCCGAAUCAACUUCCAUGUUUAGGCCGCGCAUUCAGCGUUACUACGACGAAUCGCCGAGGAUUGAGGAGGCUGAGGUAUUGCCCUGCCAGAUCAUAGUUCUCCACAAUCGCCUCAAUGUAAACGAUGUUGUGCACAUCCCUGGCGGACAGCGCAUCAUAGCCGGCUCAAACGAUGGCUCGAUCCGACAAUGGGACCUAGAGAACGGCUCAGAGAUAGGCGACAGGUGGCAAGUUGAAGGAACCUACAUGUCAGUGACAAGCAUAGCAUUGUCCCCAAAUGGCAUUACUCUUGCAAGCGGGUACGAAGAUGGGACGGUGAGGUUAUUAGACGUUGGAACGUGGAAGGUCAUCGUCAAAUGGACAGGUCACACUAAAAAAGUAAGGUCGAUGUGCUGGAGUCCAGAUGGUGAACGAGUGGUGAGCGGAUCCGACGACGGGACAGCACGAGUGUGGUAUAGCCAGAGCGGGGAACCCGUACUGGGUCUCAAUCCAAUGAUCAAUGCGGAAUAUAAUACUGUAUGGGCAGUUGCAUAUUCACCCGAUGGGACGAAGAUUGCGGCGGGCGGACAAGAGAAGAACGCAUUAAAAAUUUGGGAUGCUAGGACGGGCGAGCUGCUCUCCACAGUCGAGUUCCAGGAAGAGCGUCCUUAUAUAAUUCUUGACGAUGAUGAUUCUCAAUCUGGUUGUAUCGGUCAACCAGUUCUUACCUUGGUUUGGACGUUGGAUGGAAAGAAGCUUAUUUCCGGAUUCCAAUGUGGCUGGAUCAGGAUAUUCGACACCGCCACAUGGCAGGAGAUUGCCAUCAUCAAUUUGGAUCGACACCAUGUCGGACGCGUCGCUUUAUUUCGGAACGACCGCCUCUUAGCGAGUGCAACAUGGUCAGACGUGCGCUUGUGGAAUCUCGACACCAACCUACCAGUUGGUCCACGUCUCAUGCACAGUCAUGAUCCGGACUGCAUGGCUUUUUCUGACGAUGGAAAGCUAGUCGUGGGUGCUGGCGAAUGUGUGUCCGUCUGGGACACUCAUGCCAUCGUCAAAGAAGCUGGUUUAGAAGACCUCAUGACCAUUCCAGAUUCGUUUUUAGAUUUUAGGCGGACGCUACGGGACCUCUAAUUGAGCUGGAGGAAGAGUAUCAGGGGAGAUUUUUUGACGACACUCCAGACACUAAUUAUUCUUCCGUGCCAGGUUAUCACAAUUCCUCUGCACGCCAUCGCCGCGGUGCUUUCAGACCAUCUGGUUUACGUUCACGUGUGCUCUUCUCUCGCCUUUCCUCGCUCCUCCGCCGCUCUCAACACAACA